Perkinsus marinus ATCC 50983 is the source of this 894-nucleotide messenger RNA. RefSeq lists its product as hypothetical. Gene Ontology annotation, cellular component: nucleus. Gene Ontology annotation, molecular function: zinc ion binding; ubiquitin protein ligase activity; nucleic acid binding. The transcript has 7 exons. The record is from RefSeq and is a predicted model, not a curated record. Lineage: Eukaryota; Perkinsozoa; Perkinsida; Perkinsidae. The coding region runs from base 1 to 894 and encodes 297 amino acids. Gene Ontology annotation, biological process: mRNA processing; protein ubiquitination; ubiquitin-dependent protein catabolic process.
AUGGCGCAGACAUCCGUCCAUAAGAAGCUUCGGCGGCGGCCUGUUGUCGACCUAGAGGGAGAGGACGAGUCUGAGAUCGCCGCGAUAGACUCUCUUAUAGCGGGCCAUGAUAUCAGCGUGGUCUGUCCUGAUGUCCCGGGGAGUGUUGAUGGCAGUGGACGGAAGAUAAUAAGACCCGCAAUAAGGUAUGGUGAACGACCAGAGCCUCGGAGGAGAGUUGACGAUGAUGCCUCCGCCUCCUCUGCACAGACCAAAGCCGUACCCCCUCCUCAUUACCGCUGUCAUCGCUGUGGAGAGGCCGGCCAUUAUAUAUACGAUUGUCCGACUAACGAUGACCCCACAUAUGCCUCGAAGCAGAAGGUUAAGUCGGCUCGAGGAGUUCCUCGGCAAUUCCUGCGUAUUGUCACCCGCGAGGAGGCUCAGGACAUGACAGAGGACGUUUAUAUCCUUCCUAAUGGUGAUUAUGCUGUGAUGAAGCAAGUGUCUGAUGAGGAGAGGAAGAAGAUUGUGGGAGAGUCCGAAAAGGAACGUCUAACGAGAGUAUUUUCCGAUGCCGACUGGCGUGUACAAGGCCUAUUGUUGUCGUGUGGAAUCUGUCAUCAACUACGAGUAGAAGCUGAGAUCACGCCGUGCUGUGCGAAUUUAUACUGUCGGAAAUGUGUGAUAGAACAUUUAGCGAAAACACACUCUUGUGUGGACGGCACGUUGUGGCCUAAUAAGUGUCCGGGCUGCAACGACACUUUAAAGGUGUCAUCUCUUAUUCCCGACAUACGCCUUCGAGAUCAAUUGCACUAUGUUGCCUAUGGGAAAAGGUUACCCCACAAGAGGCUGCAGUCUGCGACUUUUCCUGCUAAGGGGGGACAUAAACGUCCAUCUGGUGGGAGGAAGCACUGA